UACACUGAGGCACGUUGGUACGGAGACUGGCUGCCAGUGCCACGUUUGCUGAGGUGUGACGUGCUGGUUCCAAGGUGGUGGCAGUGAGACAUGUAUUCCUCAAUGUGCUUCCACCAGAUGAGACUGACAACUGGCUCCUUCUCCCUGUGUGAAGUGACUUUCUUCAAAAUCCCAAGCUAAUGGUGGAGAAAUGCUGAGUAUAUUCCAGAGCAGUGCUCCUUAUGGUCCUUGGUGCUGGUUGUCUCUACCUUCCAAGGGCUUGGUCUGCUCUGCAGGAGUAGGGUUUCUUCACUCUCUACGCUCCCUCCUUCAUAAAAGGUUUCCCCACAUAGGACAUUUCUUAACUAUAAUUAUUAAUAGUUGCUGGGGUCCCUACUGCUUGGAACCCCACCCGUCACAGAGAGAUUGUGAAGCUUGUGCCCUGCCACUCAUGUCACUAUGAUGCUGAAGGAACCAUAGACCAUGGAGGUGCAUGUGUUCCCACCCAUCCGAUCAGCCUCCACCGUGUGCUCAUGCAGUGAGGUUGAAUGAGCCAGCCCUGUUGGAGAUAUCGGGGUCUAGCGGCUGUGGAGCCCCAGCCUGUCGGUAAAUGCUCUUUGUGGGUUUAAACCCCUUUAAUCUCUCUGGAGAAGCAGGAUCCAGAUUCUGGAGGAGUGGGGACCUCGGUUCUGCUGCAUCAAGCUUUAUGGAUCAGAGCGCCCAUUAUGGCCGAUCAGUGACCAAAUACAGGAUCUAAUGCUGCCCCUGAUGGAAGUGGCAGACUUUCAGGGAGCAGGUACUUGUGGCAUGUUCCCAGCGCAGAUCACAGGAGCUGUGGCAGGAGAUGCUGCUGUCUUCUGAACUGCUUACUGCUUCUCAUGGUGCUUUGCUCCUUCUGGUUCGGCAUCAGAAGUGACCGAUGGCGUCAUGGGGUCCCUCCGUCCUGUGGACUCCAGGGCACCACCACUAAUCUCUCCGUGGACUCCUCAUCACCUCAAGACCUUUAUAAAGACAUCGCUCUGCAAAGGAUACUGUAUGAGAAGCCGGACGCCUUGAAGUCCCCGAGGUCUGACAUCUCCAUGAUGGCUCCCUGGUUCGCCCCUAUUGUCUGGAACGGCACCUAUAACAUUGACAUAUUGAAUGCACAGUUCCAGCCAAGAGACGUCCACAUCGGCCUCACGGUGUUCGCUGUUAAGAAAUAUACUGUUUUUGUCCCGACUUUUCUAGAGACAGCUGAGAAGUAUUUCAUGGUGGGACACAAGGUCAACUACUAUGUGUUUACAGACCGUGUGAGUGACAUUCCCAUCAUAGAGCUGGCGGAGGGCAGGCGAAUGGUGGUACUGAGUGUGCCCACUUACCAGAGAUGGCAGGACGUGUCCAUGAGGCGCAUGGAGAUACUCCAGGACUAUUCCCGCCAGCGAUUCAUGGAUGAGGUGGAUUACCUGGUGUGUGUGGAUGUGGACAUGAGGUUCAGUGAUGAGGUCGGGGUGGAGAUCUUAAGCAACCUGUUUGGGACACUACAUCCGGGCAUGUACAGGGCCCCACGUGAAGGUUACACGUAUGAGCGGAACCCACAGUCUGAGGCCUACAUCCCCCUAGACGAGGGAGACUUUUAUUAUGCCGGGGGCUUCUUUGGGGGGAAUGUAGAAGAGGUUCACAAGCUGACCAACUUCUGCCAUAACGCCAUGAUGACAGACAAGUCCAAGAACAUUGAGGCCAUCUGGCACGACGAGAGCUACCUCAACAAAUACUUCUUGUACCACAAGCCCCUCAAGAUCCUGUCCCCGGAAUAUCUGUGGGACGACGACUUUGGCACACCGCCCUUCCUCAAGAGAAGGAGAUUUCUCGCUGUGAGAAAAAACCACAAUGAAAUACGGAACUAGAAAAAACGAGAAUAAAAAAGCUUUAUUAUUCUUUGUGAUGUUAUCGAGGGGCACUGGAUUAUCGGAUGUGGACCGCUCCUCCUUAUAGAGAAGCCUGGGAACAGCUGCUGAGCUCUUGGAAGUACUGCACCAUGCUGCUUCCGUUUCUGUUUAUUGUCAGCAAAGGGCACAUUCGCUGUUCACAGCUGGGGUGUUGUUACUAAACAUCAGCACCGGCAAGAGCUAUCAAGGUUCAUGCACGCGACUGUUGUUGUUUUGCGGUCUGCAAAUUGCGGAUCCGCAAAACACAGUUACCGGCCUUGUGCAUUUUGUGAAACUGAACAGCAGGACCCUAAUAGAACAGUCGUAUCACUGUCUGUAAUAUGGACACAUUCUAUUGUCCUGUGGACACGGAGUCAUUUCCGUUUAAUUGAAUGGUUCCACAUCCGAUAAAAUACAUUUGUGAGCAUCAGCCCUUAGUCUAAACUUUAAGAAAGGAGAAAGAUUUGUGUUGCUGCUGUGACCAGUUUCUUUUAUAUAUAAUCUGCUCAGCUCCUCCUGCUCUAUAACAUUCUGCAAUUAGGGUCAGGUUCACAGGCUGCAGCCCAUGCUAUGUUUUCCAAUAAAUGAGGUCGGGGCUGAAGGAAGCUGUGGCGCCUGUUCACACCAGAGAAUGGACGGUUCACAUGGCAGAGGUUGUGGAAGCCUCUACAGCAGAACUCCUUGGACCCGGCCUGUGAUGACCCAGAAAGUCUGAUUAUUUUCUGCCUGAUCUCAGGAAUGUCACUGGAGCAGAAGAUUAAAGGGGUUCUCCGUUUUUUUUCUAUUGAGGACAUAUCCUCAGGAUGGGUCAUCAAUACCAGAUCAGCGGGGGUCCCCUUCCUGACCACUGCUUACCCCGAUCUGAUGUUGACGACCUAUCCUGAGGAAUCCUGACCGUGGUUCCUGAAGGUUCUCUGCCCCCAUAAGAUCUGAUCAUGGCUCUGAGUAAAGAAGCAGAUAAUAUAAAGCUGGGGUUACACAGAGCAUUUAUUGUGCGUCACUAUGGAACCAGCGAGGGGCGGCUGCUCCUCCCUCCCCCAGCGCUCUGGUUAUAGGCUCAUCCCCUCCCCCAUCUGAUAAAUUGCUUGGACUAUUUCUGUAUUAAAAUAGAUUACAUGUA
Bufo bufo (common toad) is the source of this 3003-nucleotide messenger RNA. RefSeq names its product histo-blood group ABO system transferase 1-like. Lineage: Eukaryota; Metazoa; Chordata; Amphibia; Anura; Bufonidae. Gene Ontology annotation, biological process: carbohydrate metabolic process. Gene Ontology annotation, molecular function: hexosyltransferase activity. The record is from RefSeq and is a predicted model, not a curated record. Bases 858 to 1862 code for a protein of 334 amino acids. The transcript is spliced from 7 exons. Gene Ontology annotation, cellular component: vesicle; Golgi apparatus; membrane.